UAACUAAAGAUUGCAUUUUGUAUAACAUUGAUGUCUUAAACAUAAAAAUGUUAGCAUUUAUGAGAAAAUCGUAUUUAAAUUUACAAAAGUCAUGCAAUUUAUUGAAAAUUACAGCUAAAACUGUUUCAACUACAAGAUGUUUGUCUACCAUUGAGACACGACUGAAUACAAGUAAUACUGAUUAUAGAUUUAGUCUAAACAACAAUUCAAAGCUAACACCAGAACAGCAAAAAUUUUAUGAAGAAAAUGGUUAUAUUGUAGUCAAGAAUUUGGUGCCAAAGAAUGACAUCAAAAGAUAUUUGAAUCGUUUCAAAGAUAUAGCCAAUCGUAAAGUGUCGACACCUCCAGGUUUAACCGUCCAAAAGGAGGUGUCGGUGGCUAAGGAACAACAAAAUGAGAAUACUGUCUAUAAAUUACAGGAAUUGUUUUGCGAUGAAGUGCUGUUUGAGUAUUGCAAACACCCGGAUAUCUUGAAUUACGUCGAGGCCUUUAUCGGACCAAACCUAAUGGCAAUUCAUACAAUGCUUAUCAAUAAGCCUCCGGAUAAGGGAACCAAAUCAUCUCGACAUCCAUUACAUCAGGACUUGCAUUACUUUCCAAUACGACCGGCCGAUAAAAUCAUCGGCGCCUGGACUGCAAUGGAGACUAUUAACAGAGAAAACGGUUGUCUCGUAGCUAUUCCUGGAAGUCAUAGGGGGCAACAUUUAGAACACGGCUAUCCCGAUUGGGAGGGAGGGGUCAAUAAAAUGUAUUACGGCAUUAAAGAAAUGACCGGAUCUGAAAACAGAGUACAUCUGGAGAUGGAGUGCGGAGAUUGUGUACUCUUUCAUCCGCUAUUAAUACACGGAUCGGGAAUGAACCGAACAAAGGGAUAUCGUAAGGCCAUAUCGUGUCACUUCGCGGCUUCCGAUUGUCAUUAUAUUGAAGUGAAGGGUACAAUUCAAGAGAAUCUGGCCAAUGAAAUCAUAGAUGUGGCCAAAAAACGGUUCGGCGCAACAUUUACCGACUAUAGCCUUAUAUGGAAAUUCAGAGCACAACUCGUGAGAGGACAACAAAUUAAUCUCUAGAAAUCUCAAAAUUUUAUAUUAAAUAAUAUAAUAGUUUUUAAAACUAUUUUUGUAAAAUAAUGUUUUUAAUAAAAUAAAAUUUUAUGAUUAAAUAUUACGAUAAGUUUACAGUAAGAAAUUAAUAUUAUGAAUGAAAUGACGAUAAGAUAUA
Oppia nitens is the source of this 1218-nucleotide messenger RNA. Its product is annotated as phytanoyl-CoA dioxygenase, peroxisomal-like. Gene Ontology annotation, biological process: fatty acid alpha-oxidation. The coding region runs from base 48 to 1067 and encodes 339 amino acids. The record is from RefSeq and is a predicted model, not a curated record. The transcript has 4 exons. Lineage: Eukaryota; Metazoa; Arthropoda; Arachnida; Sarcoptiformes; Oppiidae. Gene Ontology annotation, molecular function: phytanoyl-CoA dioxygenase activity.